GUUGCGUCCAGCACCCAGGGUGCCAUCCUCCGACGAGGGGCUGCCCUGCUCAGGAUCCUCCAGGAAACCAUGAGAUCCCUCCCCGGGGAAGACCUGGAAAGUUGCCUGCUGGACAAGGCGGGCCUGAGGUGCCAGCAGAUCUCCCAGAUGGUGCAGGAGGUGCAGAAGGUCGUCCACUGCCUCACCACGGAAAUCAGCCGCCAGGAUGUCCGGUUCCAAGCCGUGCCAUGCUCUGAUGGGUAUAACGAAAACAUCAAGGUCUUAGCGCCCCGGCAGCUGCUGGUCACUGUGCCGGUGAAAGGCCUGGCUGGCUACCGGGAGGCCCGGGCGCAGCGCUGGCGCUACUACUCGCUGCAGGGCGCCCGGCUGCCAUGCCCGCUGCGGGCACCCGAGGGGCUGGCGCAGUGGCUGGAGGUAGAGCAGUUCUCCAAGCCCCUGUGGCAGUGGCACGAGGCGGACGUGAACACCGAGGGCGACGUGGUGCCCGCCAAGGUGCUGCAGGUGUUCCGGAAGCUGGUGGAGAAUGCCCUUGGGGCCUGCCGCCUGGCUGGCACGGCCAGCUUCCUGGGAGACUGCGCCCCAGCCGUCUGGGUGGCAGUGGAGACAGGCUCCGGCCCGGUGGCCGUGGAGCUGGCCCCCGCCGUGGAGGUCCCCAGAGCCUGGCCGGAGAAGUCGCGGUGGCCUCGGUGUCUGCGGCGCUGGCCGCCCCUGGAGACAGUGCAGUGUGUCAAGUCAUUCGGGUUCAGCUUGGUGGCCCUCGGCAGCUACCACUGGCAGCUGAGCUUCCCGCAGGCGGAGCGGGCGCUGCUGGCGCAGAUGGAUGAGGACGGGGGCUGUCGCCGCCUGUGCCUGCGGCUCCUGAAGCAGCUGACGGAGGACGUGUGGUGUCCCGGGCCCAGGCCGGUCAUCACUGCCCAGCACCUGGAGACAGUGCUCUUCUGGACGUGUGAGAAGCACCCUCAGCGGAAGGCCUGGCGGGCGCCGGGCCCCGCCCUCCUACGCCUGGUGAGGAAGCUGCACAAGUGUGCGAGCCAGCGCCUCCUCAGACACUACUUCAUGCCCCAGAGCAACCUCCUGCAGUCCGCCAGCCCUGUGGAGCUGGACUGUGUGGCCAGCAAGCUGGCCUUCUUCCUGAAGAACCCCUGCCUCAGUUUACCCUGAGGCUUCCGCUGCACCCCACCCAACCUGCAGUGCUGUGACUGUGGUGCUGGGGGACCUGUCAGGGAGUGGGCGGUGAGCACUCCCUGCCCCGCCCAGGCCAGCCCCAGCCAGCCUCCCGGCCACUGGGCCUGCGCUGCUGCCGGUCUGACUCUGUUUCCCCAUCUGGUGGAGAGUGGAAGAACCCCACCGCCAACACCACCAUCGCUCUUCUUUACGCAAAGAGGCCCUGAGGCUCCCUAUUCUAAGUAAGCAGGAAGAAGCAAGGGUGGAGGCAUGGCUCACAUGGUAGAGCACCAGCAGCACACAACAGUGAACGAAGCAAACAGAAGGCCAUGAGUUCAAGCCCUGGUGCUGGCAAAAAACCCGAACACCUGAAGCUCCUUACUAUGACCUUGCAUGAAAUGACCUUGGUGCUACUUA
Messenger RNA from Perognathus longimembris pacificus (Pacific pocket mouse), 1581 nucleotides. RefSeq names its product mab-21 like 3 (gene Mab21l3). The record is from RefSeq and is a predicted model, not a curated record. The transcript has 6 exons. NCBI's taxonomy places the organism in Eukaryota, Metazoa, Chordata, Mammalia, Rodentia, Heteromyidae. The coding region runs from base 70 to 1161 and encodes 363 amino acids.